CUGACGUUUGGAGGUUUUUGAACCAGAGCGGCGCAAACAGUGGCUCGAUCGCGAGUUUUUCGAUGCUUUAUGACAUCGUUCAAAGUUUGUGUGGAUGAAUAUUCGCAGUCGAAACACGAGGGUUUCACAGCUACAGACAUAGACUUUGUCACUGAAGUCUGAAAGGCUGCAGGCCAGAGGAAUCUGAGACGACGCCUUUAAAAUAUGUGUCAGGAAGUCUGAGUGUCGCUCCUUGGCGUUCAAAACAAGAAACCCUUUGUUUACGUCAGAAGAACAUUAGACCAGUAUGGCCAAUGAAACGACAGUGCAAACCUCAUCUAUUGAGGAAAAUCACAAUGCUGAUGAUGACUGGGAAAAUAUUCCACCUGAAAUCUCUACCGCUGCCGAGUCUUCAGAGCUCGGCGAUGUGGUUGGAUAUUCCUCCACACAGCCAAGCGGAGGAAGUCCGCCUCUGUCUGACGUUUGCGCCUUUUCGACACCAGCUCCGACAAGCAGCAGCGACGGCGGAGGCAAGGCAAAGUCGCGGCUUUCCGGGCUCCAGUCUGCUCUAACACCAAUUUUAAAAUACUUGAAUAUUAACAAUAAAUGUCGGUCUCCUGUGUCGUCAAAACAAGGUAACGCAAACAGUCAAAAACCAAAUGACAGUUCGAACCGACUUCUUCACCCAGAUUUCUUAAGCAGCCAUUGUGGGCCGUCAUUGGUUGGUACCAAUGCUUCUGUGAGCUUGCUGGAGGACGAAUAUUUGCCAGAAAUUACUCUGCUUGAUGUGACAUGUGAUUCAACGAUGCAAGUGACAAGAAAUGAUUCGGCUCUUCCUGACAGCGUGCCUCCCUCGCCCGUCACAGCCCGGCCUGUUUGCUCCCCGCUUACCGCUCACCGGCCCUCCAAGUUGACUGCCUCCACUAGUUUAAACACGAGCACUCCGAUGCCCGACGUGAAGAUGCAUGACCCCCUUGAGAGCUCUUUCGCUCCCUGCGUUGGCUGGAUGACAGAUACUUCCCAGAAAUUACUCUCCUGGAUGUUACGCGGGAUUCUGAGCCGUCGCCAGGAGCAGAAAGGUCCUCCAUGAACAUCACACAGGACAUUUCCCCGGCGGAAGCUUCAGAAAGCAACGCGGCUUCCACUGACCUCGGUGGACAAAUCGCAGCACAGCCCGCCACGGUCGACGUGAGUCAAAGUGUGGACUUGUCCAAUACUCUUGAAGGUAAUGUCACACACACCAGCAGCUCUUUGAGUGAACCGUCUAAGUGUGGAGUGCGAAAUGGAACAAAAGCUUCCUUUGAACUGACUCGGGAUAUUUCUGUGAGCAACGCUUCAGAAAGUAGUCGGCUUUCAACGGAGCCAAGCGGGCAGAACAUGAUGGAUGCUCACACAGCAGCUGAGGACACUCUUGAAACCCAUCCUGUUAAUGUCACACGUGACCUGAGCUCCUCCAGUGACACGUCUGUUCAGAGUGCUGUGACACAGUUCUCCACCUCUGACAUGCAGUGUGACUCCAGUUCAAAGACGGUAACCUCUGAACUACACCGUGAGCCUGUUGUGACCUCUAAUGCCCGAGAGCUACAUACUAGCCACGAUGCCAGGGCGUCGAGCCUAAGCCCCAAAGCAGCCGGGUCUGCGAACGACACGUUCACUGUUGCUCAGUCGGCCAAUCGAAGUUCCUCAAGCAGUUUAAGCGGCGCGGCUCAAACGCCUCAGAAUAAGACGCUGGAUCUUCCCCCAUCGAAUGUAAACAGUCCCAGAGCGGAGAGUGAGGCCAAAGGUCAGGCUUCUUCGCUCUCAAGCAACACAACUGAAAACUCCCUCGUGGUAAGUUGCUCGGCUGUAAAAACAAAUGUCUCAUGUGACAUGCCAAAUGCCACUUUCGAUAGGAAUUCUCUACAAAAAUCCAGUGGGAAUUCUACAUUAGGAGAAGCUGCGGCUGGAACUUUCUGCCUCCAGAACAACACUUUCGAUACCAAACCUCCCCCUCAGCAGAACUACACGAUUACUCUGUCAGAAACGAGCGACUCCCUCCACAACAGUAUGGACAAGCCGUCUUCUUCGAAGGUCUGCGAUGCAACAAGUAGCCCUAAAAACCCGACUCCUGAACCCCAGCCCCCUGAAACAUCUGAACAGACUGGCUCUAAAGCUGGUACGGAUCCCAAUGCCAAGGUGGCCGGUGUGCCUGAGAGCACGUUUGAGGUGGAUCCAGUUGUAGAGAAAGCUUCUAGUGAAUCGAAACUCGGGAUUAAGGAUAUUUCACAAUCAGGGCAACCUAUGACAGACAGUCCUUCUGACACUUCAGCCUAUCAAAGCAGAGAUUUGGACGGCAGCAAAGCGAACACAUUCAACUUGGACGACACCUUAGAUUUAGCAGCAGCCGCUUUGAUAACUUCAACACCAAUGCCAAACUGUAAAGUGUUCAACUUCAACAAUGAACGAGAGACGGGCAAAAUCCUUGGGGCGACGAAGAAGCUGUACGGGGACGUUCCCAGUAAGCCAGACUGUCAGGUGACAUCAGACAUUCCUUCCAACAUUGUCUGCGACAGAAAAACAUUCCUCACCAAGCCCGCUGCCAGAUCUCUCCUGCCUCCAUCCAAAUCUACAUCCCACCUGUUGAAGUACAAACCAGCCUCCACACUUCCAGAAAGGUUUGAGCCGCUGAUGUCCGGCAUGCAGAUGAAGAGACAGAAGAUGCAGACUGAAGCUUUGAGGAGUUCUGCAGCUUCUGAUGCACCCCAAGUGACUACAGGGAUAUCAAGCGCCUACAACUUGAGGGCCACAACAACAGGAUCCAAAAAGCCCAAUUAUGGCUUGCGGAAACCGCAGGCGGUAGGCAUGCCAUCAGGCGUCCAGAGAGCUGCCGCUGGUCUCAGGCCGCCAUCAACACGAAGCAAAGCACCAGCAUCGCCAACUUCUUCAGGCACAGAAAAACUGCGGGCGCCUGCAGUUUCUGCACUGGGGUUCACUGUGGUUUUAAAGAAUAUAACCAAUUGCAAAAAAGCAAAAUGUAAUAAAAUUAGCCCAGCGACGAAGAUUUCACUAGCGAAGAAGCAUCCCUUAAGCCGGGCUGAAGCUUUGCAAGUAGCAGCAAAGAGGAGGAAAAUGGAUGCUCCAUUACCAUCCAGUAAUGCUGAAGCCUCAACAUCCUCCUGUGGUGCAGCCAAUAGAGCCAAAAACCUGAAACAGCCUACAACCAGCCAGAGGCCUUUGCCAGCUAAAACCCAAAGAGAAGAUGCCGCAGCACAAACUGGUACUGCUGAGACCUCAACGUCUUGUGACGCCGCCAGCAGAGCCAGAGUCCUCAAACAGCCUGGAACCAGCCACAGAGCCCCACUAGCUAAACCUCAAGCCCAUGGUUGUGCCAACUGUGUUGCUCUUGAACAGCAACUUAAAAUGAAAUCGGAAGAAAUAAGGAGACUGAAAGAAGAGUUGCUGAAGUACCACAAAGAAGAGGAGGAAUGCUAAUAUAGUUUUAAAGUCACAAUGUCUCACGCUGUGCUUAACUUUUUUUUUCUUCCAAAUAAAUGUCCUUUUUAAUGAGAAAAAAUACAAUAUAUAACUCUUUACUUUCUGUCCACUAUGUAAUGGUAUGUAACUGACUGACCAGCAUUUACUUACAAACAUAUAAAUCUGGUCACUAAAAACACCACAAUGCAAUACAACACUGACAAGAACAGUGUAAGGACUUUAUAAAGCUCAGUUUGUGAUGAUAUUGAAACACAAUGUUGCCCAAUGUCAGUGUGAAUGUGAGAUGUAUAUUAGUAGGCAAUGAAAUGUUAAAACCGUGUAUGUGUUUCCUUUUAAAUUUUCUCUGUUUUAAGCCUCAAAUAUGCAGUUUUACAGAUUGACAAUAUCUAAUAUACAUGUGACAAAAUAAAUAAAGUCAUGAAGCGUAACGUC
Molecule: messenger RNA, 3885 nt
Organism: Labrus bergylta (ballan wrasse)
Lineage: Eukaryota; Metazoa; Chordata; Actinopteri; Labriformes; Labridae
Product: serine-rich adhesin for platelets
Source: RefSeq, a predicted model, not a curated record